AUGUCGAAUUACAGCCCAAACACUCAGCCUGGCGGUUACCAGGGCGCUCCACCGAACUACGCCAAUCAACAGCAGCAGUAUGGACAGUCAGGCCACACGCCCAAGGCUGGCGGCAUCUUUGGGCAGAUGAUGAGUCAGGCUGUCUCUACUGGAAAGCCGAUGGUGGAUAAGCUAGGACAGACAUUGAGCUCGAAGCUUGGAAACAAACCUGCCCCUGGCCCUCCUCAACAUCUGCAGAGUUACCAAAAUUAUCAGAGCCACCAGAACCCCCAAGGCCAAGGCCAUGGUUAUCAACAGCAGCAGUGGCAGCAGCCUCAACAGCAACAGCCGACUCCGCCGACCAACUCUUACACUCCUGUACAGCCCUCACUAUACCAGCCAAACUAUUACUAUGGAGCCUCGACUGCUGCUUCGCCAAUUCAGAACUAUUACUACCCGCAACAGAGCCCUCCCCCUCCACCACCAGUACAAGCGACUGUUGCACAACAGCCACUGAGCGCGCCAGGUUACAACACAUCUGAAUAUGGACAAGGGCAGCAGGGCCAGCUCGGACAGACAAACGCUAUACAACCUCAGCAAUACUUUCCGCAUGAGCAGCAGACUGCAUAUAGCAGUCAGAAAACUGCGUUUACAACCGGAGGCCAGACUGGGUUUCAGCCACAGUCGGGAUAUCCUCCGGCACCACCAGUGCCACCGCAUCCAAAAAUCUCACCACCAGAAUCAGCAGUAUCUCCAAGUCAACAGUCGCAAUGGGGGUAUGAAAAAGACCAUGCUCCACAUGCUGGCCAGCAACAACAAUCAUAUUCGCCUGUGCCAAACACGCCAUCCCAACAGGAGCUACAGCAUCAACACCAACCACAGCCAAAUCUGCCGGUACCAAACACGCCGUAUCAGCAAGAGCAGAAUCAACAGCAACAUUGGCAUCCCAUGUCACCUGCCAGUCCAGGAGCUCAGGUGGAGAACUCAAUUCCUCUACCAAUAAGUCCUCCACCGCAGCACAAAGAUGCACAAGUACAGUUGCCACCGACCAAUCUCACACAUACGCAGCCAUCUACGCCAGCCCCUCCUCAAAGCUCCGUGUCUCCAGCUGCACCUACCGAAUUCACCGCUGAAUUGCCCGCCGACUUGGCAAACUUGAACUUGGGAAAUUCCCCUAUUGGCACAAAAGCGAUUACUCCAUCCCCACAGGAUCUGGUGCAUAGUCCUUCCACUCAAGCUGCUUCACCAUCCAAAGGUUUUACAGUCCCCCCGCGAAAAGCCAGUGCUAGUAGUGUACCGCUUGCAGAUCCUUGGAGUUUCGUAGACCCAGUUACAGAAACCCCGACUCGAGAAUUUUAUAUCUUAGCUGAUUUGUUGUUUGAUGCCCUGGACCAAAACUUUGAGCCGCGAAACUCUGGUUUGUUGGAAGCGCCUAAAAUUUUGGCAAGUUGGAUCGAUUUGCCCGAGGAUGCGCGCAAACUUUACUCAUACAAUGGGUAUACAGCCCUUGCGCAUCAAUUUGGACUGGAAGGUAUCCCGCACGUCAUGAUUCCUGUGCAGCCUCACUUGGCGCCCAUAUGGAAUUUUGAUGAGCAGGCGCAUGCUGAAGAGCUGAAGAUAUCAGAGCCGCUCUCUGCUACAUCGUCGUACGCAACAUACAUACCCGCACUCAACCGUGCUGGCUGGUACAAGUUCUUCUUCCUCGAGAUUAUGCAGAAUCCCGACGAGAUUUCCACAUUGAUGCCAGCGCUCUGCGCAGACACUUACAAGCCUGGGGUACUCAAUCACCCGGACUUGAGCAAAAGGGAUAAAUCCGAGAUUCAGGCCCUGCGAUUACGCGCCGACGAAGUGCAGACACUUGCGAUCAAGCGCGUGGGCGACGAGGCGAGGACCGCUAUGAUGCUUGAUCCCAAUAUUCCUGUGUCCAGUGUCGUGCAGGCCAGAGAAUCUCCAGCAGCGUCUGGAACGCUAGAGCCUGGCUCGCCUGAGGAUAUAGCCGUGCGGAUGCAUCGAAUUCAAGCAGAGCGGCAGUUCAACGACAUGGCAGUGAGGACGGUACUUGGCGCAGGUAUCACGUUUGGACCAGCAGGUGGCUACUCAGGCGGAUAUGCCAGCUUAGUAUGA
Messenger RNA from Bipolaris oryzae ATCC 44560, 2103 nucleotides. RefSeq lists its product as uncharacterized. The coding region runs from base 1 to 2103 and encodes 700 amino acids. The transcript has 2 exons. Lineage: Eukaryota; Fungi; Ascomycota; Dothideomycetes; Pleosporales; Pleosporaceae. The record is from RefSeq and is a predicted model, not a curated record.